Messenger RNA from Gossypium raimondii (Peruvian cotton), 1361 nucleotides. Its product is annotated as putative disease resistance RPP13-like protein 1. Gene Ontology annotation, biological process: defense response to other organism. The transcript has a single exon. Gene Ontology annotation, molecular function: ADP binding. The record is from RefSeq and is a predicted model, not a curated record. NCBI's taxonomy places the organism in Eukaryota, Viridiplantae, Streptophyta, Magnoliopsida, Malvales, Malvaceae. Bases 12 to 1361 code for a protein of 449 amino acids.
UUACGAAUUCCAUGAUUCCGAAGGUGAAAGAGAUCACUGCUAGACUGAAUAGUUUGACUACUCGAAGAAGUAGUUUGGGGUUGAGUGAGAUCUUGUCUCAAGCUCCAACCUCCAAGGGAAAGCAACCUAGGCUGCAACCAACUUCCGUACUGGAUGGAGUUGUGGAGUAUGUUGGCAGACACAAGGAGAAGACAGAAAUGAUUGAGUUUCUCAAAGGUGAUAACUCCAACGGAGUUUCAGUCCUUUCCAUCGUCGGCAUGGGAGGGAUGGGUAAAACAACUCUUGCUCAGCUUGUUUACAAUGAUGCCACCAUCAACCAGUCUUUUCACCACAAAGCCUGGGUAUGCGUUUCUGAUAAUUUUGACGCAGUUAAUAUAACCAGGACAAUUUUAAAAUCCAUCGAUCCUGACUCUCGUGACGAGAAUGACUUGAAUUUACUUCAAGUUAAGUUGAAGGAGAAGUUGUCUGGGAAAAGAUUCUUGCUUGUUUUAGAUGACAUUUGGAACGAGAAUUAUAAUGAUUGGACCAUCUUACGGUCUCCGUUUGGAGCAGGGACCCAUAUCAUUGUAACCACUCGUCUUCAAAUUGUUUCAUCUAUUGUGGAUCCGCUCAAAGCUUUUCAUUUGGAUAAACUAUCGGAUGAUGAUUGUUUAUCCAUAUUUACACAGCAUGCAUUAAAAGCAAGAAAUUUUGAUGGACAUCUCCAGUUUAAAGAAAUUGGAGAGAAAAUUGUUAGAAGGUGCAAUGGCUUACCUUUGGCUGCAAAAGCCAUUGGAAGCUUGCUUCGCACGGUUAAAUAUCAUGGAAAAUGGGAAAGAAUAUAUGAGAGUGAGAUAUGGAACUUACCAGAAGAGCAGUGUGGCAUAAUUCCAGCUUUGCGGUUAAGCUACCAUCAUCUUCCGUCAUACUUGAAACGAUGUUUUGCUUAUUGCUCCAUACUUCCUAAAGACUAUGAAUUUGAGGAAGAAGAAAUUAUCUUGUUAUGGAGAGCAGAAGGUCUCUUGCAACAAAAAGCUAUGCCUCAAAUUAAAGAUCUCGGAAAUCAAUAUUUUCAAGAUCUAGUGUCCAGGUCAUUUUUUCAGACAUCCAGUAAAGAUAAGUCCCGAUUCUUUCAAACAUCCAGUAAAGAUAAGUCCCGAUUCGUAAUGCAUGACCUUAUCAAUGAUUUAGCUCAAGUAGUUGCAGGGGAAAUAUGCUCAAAAUUAGAGGGUGAUAAGAAAUGGAAGUUCUCAAAUCGCACUCGACAUUCUUCUUAUAUUGUUGGAACAUAUGACACAGUGAAGAAGUUUGAAGCAUUUGAUCAAGUGAAUUCUCUACGUACUUUUUUACCCAUAAUGUGUGAUAUCGGGCCCCUUUUUUAA